Molecule: messenger RNA, 4288 nt
Organism: Pocillopora meandrina
Lineage: Eukaryota; Metazoa; Cnidaria; Anthozoa; Scleractinia; Pocilloporidae
Source: the annotation of a GenBank genome assembly
AUGGUUUGUGUUAUCAUACCGUUCCGUCGGGAUAAAGCAGGAGCUGAUAAUUUUUUGAUCACAGCAUCUGUUUCGCUACUGAAUGUUGAAUUACGCAAGAAAAGGUGGUAAGCGACACGAUAAAGUAUUUUCUUUCUCUCUUUUCUCUUAAGAGUUUAGUCUUCGAAGCUGCUUGUCUCACAGAGUCAAAUUCUUUUUUACUUUUCUGAUUAGAAAGUGAUCAAAAGUUUAACUCUGACGAAGCAUACAAUUUCGGAAACAAUAUAAAUUUCAUUAUGAUUAAUUGAAUUGAGGGGAAAAAGUUUGCGUUUUAGAAUUUGGUUGAAUCCGAUUUCACUGUUGAAUACCGCGUGACUUAAGCAAAAGAAAGAAAGGGUCAUUCCCCAAACUGAAUAAUGUUUGCCCUUUGAAGUUGCAAGACUCGGUGAAAAACAAAUACUAAGCUAAUUGGAAUUUUUCACGGCGGUGCUGCGAGAGAAAGUUUUUGAUAACGGUCAAUCAUUGACAGCGAGGGGGAGGGAGGGAUAAGUUUUACUAGUUACCAGUCUUGGCAUAAAGACAUCAUGGCGGCUGCCUUGAAGAUACGAUGUACUUCUUUGCCUUUUGUCGUAUUCCAAAAUAACAAAAGAUGGAAGUGCAUCUCAGCCCUUGAAUCGUAAAACGCCAAUCGCUUAUACAAGGAUAGAAUCCGCACUGAACAGAAAUAUGGUUAACUAUGGCAACUUUUUCACAUUAUGCUGACAUUCGUGUUUUCUUCCUCAAUUAGGUUUCCCCAUAAGCUUGCAGUUUUUUGGAAAAAAAGGAAAGCGAAAUAUAGCACAAAGGUAGUCAACUUAGACUUUGGAUCUCUUAUCUUUCUCUCUUAGCUCAUUAAACGUUAUUUAUUUCUUAAUCGUCAGUUUGAGUUAAAGAAAUAUUUCUUGCAAUUACUUUUUCUCUCAGCCUGUAGCAUGGUUUGGAGGUGUUGAAAAUGGUUAUCGUGGUGUUCAUUUUUGGCCUGAGCCUGAUCCAGUAGAUAGUAACCUUACUCUCCUCAAGGUAAGUUUCAAACAAAGGCAGUCUGUCAGUGUUCCUGUACACAGACCAUGCCAAAUUUGGUUACUUCACGUUGUUGUUUGGCCAAGGACACCUUCAACAUAAAAAAGUUCUAAACGCUAGUGCUUAGCUGUUGUUCUGCUCAUUUGGUCUUUUGUUUUGCCACAUAUUUGUUUCCAUCAUUCUCAUGAUUUGUUCAAGGUCCCUAAUAUUGUUGUUAUCAAGUUUGUUUCUUUGUUUUAAAACAAUAUUUAUUUGUAUUUGUAGAACCCAGAAGAUGAAAUGACAGAAUAUCAAGAAAAGCAGUGGAAUAUUUACAUCUGUAAUGUAAGCUUUUCCCUUUUCAAUUUUACAUGAGUAUGUAGUCGCUCUCUGCCUUUGAUACUAUUUUCACUCCAGGCAGUUUGGAGUAUAUCUGAACACUUUUCAUCUUCCUCUUGCUUCUUUGAAAUCAUUAGGUGUCCCCCAGUGGUUGUCACCAGCUUCUGGCCACUGGCUGUAUUGAUAUCAGCAAUUACAUUACAGAGAUGCCUGGAAAAGUGGAAGUUACUGUCACUCUUAAGCCAGCAAUCAAGAAAGUUGUUUCUGGUAAAAUUGAGUUUGAAUUAUCAUGGAUUAUCCAGGAAGAUGACGGAGUCAUUCAGUGAGUAUUCUUCAAUAAUUUCCAUUGCUAGUUAUUGUAAUGAUCAUCUAGCCUAUGUUUGGCAUUUAUAAGUCAGUUACUAUCAUAAUGCUAUUUUAGAUCCAUGAACUUGAUCAAUAAACUUUCAAAGUGAGAUAUUAUCAUUUUUGCUUCAUAAUCACAAGGGUCAACUAAAAUCUAGUUUACUUGCUCGAUGGUUUUUAUUCAUGCAAUUAUUAUUUGUUUUGUCUAAAAGUAAUUGUAUUGUGAAAUUCCAUUAACUCUUUUGCAUUACCUUUACAGUCCCACAGAUGAAGAGAUAUGGGAAGAGAUAAUGCAGGAGGUCAGGGAGGAACAAGCAAGAAGAAAAGCUGAGGGAAAGACAGCCAAGUAUAAAUCUUUGAAAAAAAGAAGGCGCAGGAAACGUAGCUGCUCAAGUAAUACAGACAUUGCCACUGAGGAAGACAGAAAGAAAGAUGAAAACAAUGAAGUUGGCUGCUCAAGUGGUACAAACAUUGCUGUUGGGGAAGAUAAAGAAACUAUUGAACAACAAGGUGGCAUCUUCCCAAAUGCUGAAGCUCAGGUGGAUCCCUCAUCUGGCAGCAAUACCAAAGUGGGGUCAGGAAAGGUCAGGAGGCAGUCUUCACCUCAUCAUGUACAUCUUAGCCCUGUUUCACCCCAGACACACCCACCUGCUAGCCAGGGUCUGCCAUUAGAGAGUGAAGAGAAAAAAGAGGUGCAGAGUAAAAGGAACCUUCAUAAAACUGUCAGGUUUCAAAUUGAUGAACAGCCUGAGGUAUUACAUCUUGUUGUACAUGAUGAAGAAGCACUGGACUCCUUGUCAGAAACUGUUUACAGAGAAACAGUUUUCAUAAAGGAAGAUGAAGUUGCAACAAAAGAGAAGUGCAUUCCCAAGAGAGAUGAAAAUUCAUGUAAGUUCUGUUUUGAUUUCCAGCCUCCCAUUCCAAAUGGAAAGGGGCUUAAAUUUGAAUACUUUUCUCCUGUUUGAUCUGAUUUAUUUUCAAUCAAACAGUUUUAUUGUAAGACUCCUUGGAACCUUGAGCUAUAAGCACUAAAUAAAAAUCAUAACUUUACAUUUUUUUAUUCUGAAUUACAACUAUUUUUGUUGAUUAUUGAUGUUAACUUUUUUGUUCAGCCUCAAGUGGAAGCCAGCUUCACUCAGAGUUGGCCAGUUAUGUUGAAGAGGAACUGAAGCUGGUUCAAGAUGAAUUAUUAUCUUCGGAAGAAGUCCGCUCAAAAGUAAAACUUGAAAUGCAGAGAGCUAUGUCAUCAGGUGGGUGAUCCAUUUCCAAAAUGAUAAAGUGAAAUACCUUGGAAUUUCAAAAAAACUUAUGUUAAGUUCUUUUCCCCACUAAUGAGUUAUAAAUCUUUAACUCCAGGAUCUUAUUGGUAAUUCUCUUUACUGUCUGCAGUACAAUUCUUAUGAUAUUAGAUCAGUAAAAUUGGUAUUGAAUGGACUAAUGCUAUUGUUUUGAUAUUGUAAGGAUAAACUCUGUCUUGAUCAUUCUCAGGAGUGAAAGCAUUAAAAAUAUUAAAAAACAGCUAAUUCCCAAACUAGAGAUACUGCAAGUUUUUACACUUAUUUCAGGUGUUAUAAGCCAUGCUUAACUUACACAGCUUAUACAAUGUAUUUGUUUACUUUUUGUCUGUAGACCACAAAGAAGAGUUUGAAAGCUUAAACCAAGGCUGGCUUAUAUUGGAUAGCUUCCAUUCCAAAGUGUUGAAAAGAAAAGACGACCUUCUUGCCCUGUAAGUAAUAGACUUAUUUUAGAAACGAAAUAAACAUGUCCAUUGUGACUUAAAAUGUAGUCUUACGUUGUAAUCCAUGGUCCAAAAACUCUGCACAGGUGCCUAUAUAUGUGGACCAACUGCCUUUGGUAUGGAUAACUAAUCUAUCUAUCAUAUAUUGCUUAAUUAGUUCCUCUGGAUUCAUUUUUAUUAUUGUUAAUAAUAAAAAAUGUGAGCAGUGGAAUGAAUAAUGUUUGAUUUACAGAUCGAGAAGUUCCACUGUUUGUCCUUGUUAUUUAUUUGGGUUUUUCAGAGACUGUAGUAAUUCUGCUUAACUAAAGGUUGUAUUUAGCUUGAGGCAGAAUUGCUUGAUUUUCUGUUUUCCUUUCACCAAUAUAGUGACAAAGGAAAAAACAUUGAAAAUUGUCUUAACUUGCUGUGUUCAGAUUUGAGACACCUUUCAGAAGUGGAAGGUAAGUAUUCAGUUGUUUCUCCUCUUUUUUCUCAGUUUAGUGUUAUUGGGACUGGUUCACUGAGCCUUGAUUCUUAACCCUUUACACCCUAACAUCAUUCUGUAUAUAUAUAUAUAUAAAUACUCCGAAGUGUUGUCUUUACAUUUCCUAAGGUGCUAACUGGUGAAUUUGUUUAACAACCUUGAGUUUCUUUACAAAGUGAUCAUUUCCUUUAUCCUUGUGAUAUUCUCAAGAGAAAUUAGUUGCUAUUCUCUCUUCAGGGCCAAAGGCAUAAGCCAAAAUGUAUAUGAAGGAAACAAUGUUUUGUAUUUUGAUUUUAGGCUGGAGGAAAACAGAUGAGAACAAAGCUCAUGAAAAAAGAGUUGCUGGACUUAUUACUGCAAUUCACCAGCAAAGCCUUCAUGCCUAA